AUGGGUGUUAAUAAUGGUUUCAAGAUGGAUAAUCAACUUUUACAAGAUGAUGAUGAUGAUCUUCCACUUCCUGGAUUUAGAUUCCAUCCUACUGAUCAAGAACUUGUCACUUUUUAUCUUCAAAGGAAACUUGACAAGAAACCUAUUUCUAUUGAUCUUAUCAAACAAGUUGAUAUCUACAAAUAUGAUCCUUGGGAUCUUCCAAAAUCUAGUGUACAUGGAGCAGAAAAUAAAGAAGGUUACUUCUUUUGCAAAAGAGGGAGAAAAUAUAAGAACAGCAUUAGGCCGAAUAGAGUAACUGGUUCUGGAUUCUGGAAAGCAACAGGAAUAGAUAAAGCAAUAUACUCAAAUGGAGGAGAAGGAAAUGAUUGCGUUGGACUCAAAAAAACACUUGUUUACUACCGUGGUAGUGCUGGCAAAGGCACCAAAACUGAUUGGAUGAUGCACGAGUUUCGUCUUCCAUCUAAUAUUGCCACCAAGACAAAUCUUGCUCAUGCUAAGAAUGAUACUGAUAUGGCUCAUGAAGCGGAAAUUUGGACAUUGUGUAGAAUUUUCAAAAGAAAUGUAUCACAAAGGAAGCAACAAAUGGCAGAGGUGAAACCAUUAGCUACCAAGCGUCAGGCUAUUCAUGACAAGAGCACCAGAAUGAGCAGCAAUAUGGAGUUCAUGUUAAAUCAACAAGCAUACAUCAAUUUUGGUCCAAGCCAUCAAGAUCAUCAUAAUCAGGAUAAACCAGUGUUACCAGUAAAUAACUAUACAAGUAGUUAUCAAAGGAAUCAAUUCUCUUCAGUUGCACAGCAACCUCAACAAAUUUUAAUACCAUCUUCAAACUUUUGGAUUCAGGAAGCUGCAAAUGAGUUAUUAUCAUUUGAUAAUUGGGAUGAGCUUGGAUCAGUUGUGAAGUUUGCUGUUGAUUCACCUAGUUUGUAA
Molecule: messenger RNA, 930 nt
Organism: Lathyrus sativus (Indian pea)
Lineage: Eukaryota; Viridiplantae; Streptophyta; Magnoliopsida; Fabales; Fabaceae
Source: the annotation of a GenBank genome assembly